UGGUGCUGGUCCCACCCUUCCUAAUCAUAGUCCAAUGAGAGUCCAGAUCCCUGACGGAAGUUGGUAAUAUAAACAUAAGACUAAGAGCAGCAUGGCGGCGCCUUGUGUAGUUAUGUCAGAGCUAGUUGUAAAACUGAAUAAAGUGGCAGAAUCCCUUAAAUUGGGGGAUUUCGACCAAAACAACGCAGUGAUAUUGCAGAAUGUAACCAAAUCCUUCCGCGAGCCAAACUGCAGGGCCAGUGCAGUGAAAGCGGUCUUCCAGAGUCUUCUGCAGAUCUUGUCCAGGUCAUUUGAUGAGAUCCAUGCUUUCUACAGGGAUGAUAAUAGGAGGUCUUUGGACACGUGUCUCCAGUUGACCGCAGAAUGCUUUAGAUGUCAAAGGAAUGCCUGUGUCCAGUGUGCCAGAAACCAGUGUCUUAUGAGGGAUUUAGGAUUCAUUGAUGUAACAACCAGAAUACUCCAGUUGCUUCCCAGACUUCAGUUGGUGCAGACAGACAGUGCAUUAGAAGCUUUUAGGUGCGGAAUACAAUUCCUUGGAAACCUUGCUGUGGGUAACCAAGACUGUAAAGAUGACAUCUGGAAGCACACUUUCCCAGAUACUUUCUUGAACUUACUCGACCACAGUGAUGAGAAGGCUGUAGCCUAUGGCUCCAUGGUGCUGUUCACCUGCCUGAAUGGAGAGAAAGUGGGAGAGAUGUUGGUGAUUGAAGGGGGACAGGAAUUAGCUGUCAGACUCAUCAGACUCUGCAGGAAACAACCCGAACUGGAUUGGGCAGUUCUAAUUGUUACACAGCAUUUUCUGAAAUGCGCAGAACUGGUUGAAAAGAUGUAUGCAAAACUGAACAACCAAGAAAGGAUCACAUUAUUGGAACUAAUAACUGCAGAGCUGGGGGAAGCUGGAGUGGGGACGCAGGAGUCUGCUGUUCCAGUUAGACUGGCUGAGUUCUUAGCAACUUGUUUCCAGGACAAGUGUAAGGUUGUGCUCACAUUAGCUUCUGAUUCCUCUGCUGCAAAUGAGGAAGCCCUUAUUGUGAUAAGGCUGUUAGACAUUCUCUGCGAGAUGACAUCUGAUCAGAAAAAGUUCAUGUUCCUGCAGUCAUUCUCUGAGCUACUGAAGACCACUGUUGAACUUUUGAAGGAAGUCCACCUUACUGGCAAAGAAAGUAAGAACAUUUUCACCCCAACCCACAAUUUCUCCGAGAUGGAGACAGUGUCUCACCCGGCUGUGGGGUUUAAAGCACGUCUCAUCAGACUGAUUGGGAAUCUGUGCCACAACAACAAGGAAAACCAAAAUAAGGUUCGCGAAUUAGAUGGUAUUGCUCUCAUUUUGGACAGCUGCAGUAUAGAUGGCAACAAUCCUUUCAUUAAUCAGUGGGCAGUGUUUGCCGUCAGGAAUGUGUUGGAACAGAACAAACAGAACCAGGAGAUCCUGAUGGCAAUGGAGCGGCGCGGCGUGGCAGAUGAAUCAGCGCUGAGAGAGAUGGGGUUUGGCGUGGAGGAGAGGGACGGGCAGCUGCUGCUGAAACCAAUCAAGAAAGAAACAUGAAAAAUCUGUGAUGAGCCGGGUUUGUUAGGCACUGCUAAGUUACUUUUGCCAACAGGGACCUAAUCGAUAACCGAAAAAUCAUGAGAAUAAUGUUGGUUUAUAGUAGCACGAAACAAAACCAUAUAUAUAGACACAUACACAAAUGGGGUAGAAAAUACUUUAAUAUUUUAAUGAGAUAUAUAUAUUUUCAUGAAAUUUAAUGAUUUACCUGUUUUAAUAAGGAUGAACAUGUGUAUGCAGAUGUAAUGUAUAUUCCCUCUGUUAAAGCUUUGUGUUAUAAUGUUGCCUGGGAUAUUCCCCACAUUUUAAAAGCAUGUUGGGGUCCUUAACUCAACAGUACACUUAUUAGCACAGUGUAUUUCAAUGAGUUACUAUUCAUAAUAGUGGGAUUUUUUGGCACACAAAAUGGUGCACUAAAACGGGUUGCACUAUGUGUUAUAAUGUUGCCUGGGGUGUUCCCCACAAUUUAAAAGCAUUUUGGGGUACUUAACUGGGCACUUAUCGUCAUGCAGUAUUCCAAUCACUUUGUAUUCAUUAUAAUGGUACUUUUUGGCAAACACUGUGCCAACUAAAAAGUAAGCCCCAAAAUAUUUUAUAAUGUUGCCUACAUAUACAGUAGUUGCCUAUAACAUAUAGUUUAACCCGUUAGUAAAUAUUUUGUUAUUGGCAGAGUUUGUGCCAAAAUCUCCCAUUGAAAUGUAGUAACUCAUUGAAAUACUCUGUGCCAAUAAGUGGUCUGUUGAGUUAUACCCAAAAAUUGUUUUAAAUUGUGGGGAGCACCCCAGGCAACACUAUAACACAGAGCUUUACUCGUGUUAGUACAUAUUGUUUCAUUGGCAGAGUUUGUGCCAAAACCUCCUAUUAAAAUGUACUCUAGUAAGUUAUUGAAAUACUGUGUGCCAAUAAGUGUCCUGUUGAGUUAAGGACCACAAAAUAGUUUUAAAUUGUGGUGAGCACCCUAAGCAACAAUAUAACAUAUAGCUUUACCCGUUUUAGUGCUGCUUUUUUAAUGGCAAAUUAUGUGUCAAAAAAUAAUUUAAUGUAUAGUAACCCAUUGGAACACUGUGUGCCUGUAAAAAAAAAAAAAUAAUAAAGUUGUGGGCUUCAUCGCCCACUUCCCGUACACUGGUUGCUGCGAAAAGAAGAGACUCUUUCCAGUGGCUGCUGACUUUCAGAGAACCAAAGGGGCAGGUGGCACGCUGGCUUGAACAACUGCAAUCAUUCAACUACAAGAUCCAACACACGGCUGGGAAGUGCCAUCCCUGCGCUGAGGAGGGCUGCAGCCACUGCAACAGACGGGAGACCUGGGAGCAGGAGCUGACUGGCGGAGCGGCAGAGAGGGGAGGACCGGGAGCCAAAGAGGGGGACCCAGGCGACUUAUGUGACCUGCAGCAAGCUGUCUAUAGUCACCACGCCGGAGUGGAGGCUGCAGCAACGGGACCCUGACCUGCAGCCAGUGUUGCGCUGCUUCCGGGACUUUGAAGACCACUGCAACGAGUGUAUCACGAAAGUGGAGUAGAAAUCACUUACAUUUCCUUGAUGUUAAGCGGAGUGUGUCAUUAACCAAAGUGAUAUUAUCAGGACCUUGUUUCCAUUUGACAUUAUAUAUAUUCAUAUGAAAAAUAAGGGAGGGUGCUGCACUAUGACUACUAUGAUAUAAGUAAUACAUUUAAAAUAAGAAACUAAAUGUCAGUGGCAUUUGAACCUAGCAAUUGAGCUAUCACUGCCAUCUAGACAGUCGUCAGUAUUAAAUGCCUUUUAAAAAUGACAAUGCUUUACUGAAUUCAACACUGGGUAUGAAAUUAAAUUCCAUUUAAAAUGUAAGAAAAAGAAUAGUGUAGGCAUACAGUAUUAUCUCCUAGUGGGUUGGAAAACCUAUGUGUCAGUGUUUAUUUAUUCCUAUCUAAACCCCUGUAUGGUUGGUUUAGUUUCACACUACUACAUACCAAUGUUAUUUCCUUGUUUUUUUUAGUUAUCGAUUAUAUUUUCCUCUUAGAUACCUGUUUGGGCAGGAAACUUUAGGUGCUAAGCAGGUUCAAGACCUCAGGUGUGUAGUGCAUGGAUUAUGCUAAAACAGUGAUAGUCAAGUACAUUUCAUUAUGAGAUUGCCGUGGACAACUACUUUAUUAAAAAAUUAUUGAUUUAAACAAGAUUAAAUUAACCACAGUCAACUAAUAAAGUGAUUAGUAUGUGUGAAUACUGUAUGCAAGCACUUUUCAUUAAACAAUCUCAGUAGUCACUUUACUGGGUAAGUAGCUUCAUUUAAUUAUUUUCACUUUAACUUAUUUAUUUUUUUAGUGUCCCUGUUUUUCUCCCCAAUUUGCAAUGCCCUAAAUUGUUUUCCCCUCACCGAAGCAAUUCCCCACACAGCUCAGGAGAACUGAAGGUUCAAUGGGCGUCCUUUGACCAAACCAGCUUCCACUUUUCACCCAGUAACUCGAGAGUGAAUGUCAGCGAGCAACCGACCUCUGGAGGACAAAGUCCAGCCCUGCAGGUGUCCGCUUGAGCUCACUAGACGCCUGGCCAGCAGGGUUCGCAACAGCGCGAUGAAGAGAAACAGUCCCAGAUGUUUUUUUCCUCCCUGACCCACGGGAGUGCCAGAGCCAAUGCAACGCUCCCUUUGGAAUCCCCAAUGAAAACCAGCGACUUUGAACAGCCAGGACGUGAACCUGAGCUCCCCUGACAGUAUGACACCCUGCACACCAUAUGGCUGUGCUUUUACAAGAUGAGCCACUCAGGGCGCCCCUUCAUGUUUCCUUUUACAAUGUUUGGCAUUAGCUGUGCCUGUACAAUCCUAGUUGCCUGCUCCUUUUGAGUACUUCCUGAUUUAAAAAAGGCAUAGCAUGCAUGACACAGUAACCUUUCAACUCUGCUGACCCCACCUUUCUUACUAUUACUACGGGGCAAGCAGAGUUGAAAGGUCACCAUGUACAGGUAUAUGGGAUUUCUUUGGAAUCAGGAAGUUCAAAUAUAAAGGAGCCAGUAACUAGGAUUUUACAGGCACAGAUAAUGGUGGUGGAUUCAGAUUCAGAAAACAAUUACUACAAUUCUAUGUUGGAGCAACAGAACAGGAAAGGUGAAAAGUAAAAUGACAUGUGUAGCUAAUUGCCGUUUAAUAAUUGUGCUCAUAGAUACAUUGAGGGCCAAUGUUUCAGAUUAAAAGGGCAUAUUGAAAUGGCAUAGAUUCCAUAAGCAUUUCUUCUAGUACACAUUCUAAACUUCUGGUGUUAACAAAGGACAGAUCUACAAGAUUUCAAGUGGAAAACAAUAUACAACUAGUAUGUUAAGCUAGACUCUUACACUUCGGUCUAAUUGUAUAACGUUUAGUAUUUCCCAACUUGCAUGUGUGCACCCUGUUCCAACUACGUUUGUAUAGGUACACCAUUUACACUUUUACAAACUAAAUGAAAUCCCAUCUUACCUGUCUUAUUUUUAUACUAAAUGCAGAUAAUAGCAGUCGGAAUCAAGAUGAUUUUUCUCUUUUUUUAUGUUUUGUUUGUAUCUUUUUACUCUGAAGGCAUCCACACAAACACCAGUACAUUGACAAGACCUGGCCGCCUGUCCGCUAUUCCUGAAGAAGACUAACAAGAAGAUCACUUUAUUACUUGUAUCUGCAUUCACUUGUAUACUGCUGAGAAUUAACCGUUUCAAACAAGUGUGUGUCGUUUCACACUAGAAUAGAAUUUCAAGUUGACUGUUUAAUGCUUUCUUCCAUGGGUUAGUCUUCUGUGCACUUGACUUUAUCUGAAGGCAGACUUUGUUGACCUUGCAGUCCAGUAUGUUUACAUUCCCCAGAGGUACUCUUAGCUUCAGGGACAGAAGUGAGAAUGCUCCUGCUGCAGCAGUCGGAGGUGAUAAAUACUACCUACAAGAUCUGUUAAGAAAAAAAGUUUGCUGUUUGUUUUUAUUAAAUAUUACUGUUUUAUUAACUAAAUAAAAACCUGUACAGGACGCUACACCUUUAAACAAAGUGAGACUUGAGUGUCAGAUUCUCAGCAGAUUCUUAUAUUUUUUUCUGAAAGGAAAACACACCAGUUAGAAUUUUAAGACCGAACAGAAACAUCUUCAGACAAUUUACAAUCACCUUAAUUAAAUGCCUGAUUUGUUUAUUUCUAGUCAGAAAGGUGUGUUUUUCCUUUCUGAAAAAAUCAUGCUGGAGAGUUUUGUGAUCUUGACCUGAAGAAAGGCCAAAAUUGUAUGCUUACUAAAAUAUAUAAAAAAUAGUUUCAGGUUUUGGCUGCAAGUAGAUGAAUUUGAACCCUUUGAAUUCUUGCUCUUAUUUUCAUAAGCAGAUGAGAAUUUUUUUCAUUUUUUUUCUGGUGUUAAUUAUUCAUGUUUACAGUUUGCUGUAUUAAAGCUUACUACUUUAGUAGGCUUGGUUCUAUUAGCUUUGUUAAAAGGAGUUUUGUUUUUUGUCUUCCUCAUUAUAACUAAUAAAUAAAACUGCAUACAUAA
Acipenser ruthenus (sterlet) is the source of this 6001-nucleotide messenger RNA. It is a transcript of the gene atxn10, whose product is annotated as ataxin 10. Gene Ontology annotation, cellular component: cytosol. Gene Ontology annotation, biological process: neuron projection development. The record is from RefSeq and is a predicted model, not a curated record. Bases 92 to 1546 code for a protein of 484 amino acids. The transcript has 11 exons. Lineage: Eukaryota; Metazoa; Chordata; Actinopteri; Acipenseriformes; Acipenseridae.